AUGCCUCCGCGGAUUUCGGUGCUGCCUGCGCAGCUGCAACAGUUGGUCUCAAAGCCCGUGCAGGCGGCUUUCUCGCCCCUAUCCUUCCUGCUGCCCCAAUUGCACCAGCAGAGCCGCCAUGCCCACAUUCUAGCCUCGCUCUCCGAUACGCCCGGGGCAUACAGCAAGAGGAUCCGACGGGGUCGAGGUCCGGCCUCGGGGAAGGGAAAAACCUCGGGAAGAGGUCACAAAGGUCAGGGCCAGCAUGGGAAGGUGCCUGCAAACUUCAACGGUGGGCAGACGCCAGAGAUUAUUGUCCAUGGCGAGCGCGGUUUCAAGAACGUGCUGUCUGUGGAUAUGGCACCCGUGAACCUCGACCGGAUUCAAGAAUGGAUCGACCAGGGCCGGAUCGACCCAACCCGUCCGAUCACGGUACGUGAACUGGUCCAGUCGCGCUGCAUCCAUCAAGUCAAGGAUGGCGUUAAGGUGCUGGGUCGGGGAGGCGAGGGUGUUCUCAAGCAGCCCAUCCACCUGGUUGUUUCUCGCGUGUCCGAGUCCGCCAUCGCCGCCAUCGAGACCGCCGGCGGCUCCGUAACGACCCGGUACUACACUCGCUCGUCGAUUGCGCGUAUUCUCAAAAGGGAGACACAUCCCUUCGUCUCGACCGCCUGGGACCUGAAGAGCGGCAGCGAGGCUCUUUACAAGGCUGCCGGCGUGGAGGAGGAGCUGACCGAGUCCAAGAUCAUGCAGGAGAUGGGCUUCCGCUAUCGUCUGCCGGACCCGACCGGCCGUAAGGACAUCGAAUAUUAUCGUGACCCGGCACAUCGCGGGUACCUUAGCCAUCUCCUCAAGCCCAUGGAGAGCCCCAGUCUGUUCUUCCGCUCGCCGGCAGAGCGCAAGGCUGCCACGGGCAGCAGGAAGGAGAAGGUUCUGCCGGAGAACAGACUCUGGUAG
Penicilliopsis zonata CBS 506.65 is the source of this 933-nucleotide messenger RNA. RefSeq lists its product as hypothetical. The coding region runs from base 1 to 933 and encodes 310 amino acids. NCBI's taxonomy places the organism in Eukaryota, Fungi, Ascomycota, Eurotiomycetes, Eurotiales, Aspergillaceae. Gene Ontology annotation, biological process: translation. The transcript is spliced from 2 exons. The record is from RefSeq and is a predicted model, not a curated record. Gene Ontology annotation, molecular function: structural constituent of ribosome. Gene Ontology annotation, cellular component: mitochondrial large ribosomal subunit.